UACAGCAGUCAAAAGGGGUGGUCAAAAGAUAAAGAUAAAGAAAGGAAGAUAGAUAGAUAGAUAGAUAAAUUGAAAGAUUGAAAGAGAGUGAGUGAGUGAGUUUGGCUGAUAGACUGUAUGUAGCAAGCAAGCAAGCAAACAAGCAAACAAACAAACAAACUAUAAAGAGAGAGAGAGAGAGAUAAAGAGGGCGAUUUUUUUUUUCAAAAAAUAAAAGAAUAAAAGAAUAAAAGGCUGCGAAAACAAGCAAGGAUGUUGUAUCUUUUUUCUUGGUUUCUGGCGUCGUCUUUGCUUUCUACUGUCUUUUCUGCUUUACUUUGAAGCGAAAGUAUUGGCUGUCGGUGUAGCUGUAGCUGUAGCUGAUGGUUGUGGCUGUGGCUGUGGUUGUGGUUGUGGUUGUGGUUGUGGUUGUGGUUGAAGGGGUGGGGCAAUAUAUAAAUAUAUAAAGAUAGAUAGAGAUACAGGUAGGUAAUGCGAUGUAUAGAUAGAAAGGGAGGGUUGUCGGCUUGGUUCCGUAAGAUGACUCUUGGUGCCUGGUUUCUUCUUCUUUCCACUAUUAAUAUUCUGCUACUACUACUACUACUUCUUCUUCGGCUUCUACUUCUGCUUCUGCUUCUACUUCUACUACUCUGGCUUCUGCUUCUGCUUCUGCUUCUGCUUCUCUUUUUGCUUGGUCUUGACGAUGAAGCUGCGUAAUCACCAACUACCUUUUUCCUAUCCUUUUGCUCUUUCUUUCCUUUCUUUUCUCUCUUGCUUUCUUUCUUUUCUUGUUCAAAUUAUUAUUUUUU
Messenger RNA from Phycomyces blakesleeanus NRRL 1555(-), 788 nucleotides. RefSeq lists its product as hypothetical. NCBI's taxonomy places the organism in Eukaryota, Fungi, Mucoromycota, Mucoromycetes, Mucorales, Phycomycetaceae. The transcript has a single exon. The record is from RefSeq and is a predicted model, not a curated record. Bases 520 to 696 code for a protein of 58 amino acids.